Messenger RNA from Callithrix jacchus (white-tufted-ear marmoset), 7531 nucleotides. It is a transcript of the gene CPAP, whose product is annotated as centrosome assembly and centriole elongation protein. NCBI's taxonomy places the organism in Eukaryota, Metazoa, Chordata, Mammalia, Primates, Cebidae. Gene Ontology annotation, cellular component: centriole; centrosome. The record is from RefSeq and is a predicted model, not a curated record. Gene Ontology annotation, biological process: centriole elongation; cilium assembly. Gene Ontology annotation, molecular function: tubulin binding.
UGGUGAAACCCCAUUUCUACAAAAAAUACAAAAAUUAGCUGGGCGUGGUGGGUGACACUUGCCUGUGGUCUCAGCUCUCUGGGAGGCUGAGGUGGGAAGACCAUUUGAGUCCUGGAGGUUGAGGCUACAGUAAGUUGUGAUUGCACCACUGCCCUCCAGCAUGGGUGAUAGAGACAUCCCGUCUUACAGAAAAAAAUAUGUGAUAUAAACCUAUAGAAUCCUUGAAGAAAACUACUAUAUAAUUAUUGCUAUUUUUUAAGAAAGCAAAAAUACAGGUGUGACAACUAUUAUGGUAUUGCUCUGCUGGUAUCACAUCUAAGAUUCAAGCUAGAAAUCCUUUACUGUCUAUUCAACAUCAUUGGUCAGGCAUUCUAGAAUGUAGUGGAUGUGAUAAUCCCUUUGUUGUAUAGACCCAUAAGGUUUCCAGGAUCUUUUGCUGAAAGUUCAAUGCACCAGUAAUAGAUUUACCUAUAUCAAAAUGCCAAGAUUUAAAAAAUGUCUCUUGGCACCCAAAUUGUUGUUAUAAACUUCUUUACUAGCUGUGCGCAGUGGCUCACACCUGUAAUCCCAACACUUUGGUAGGUGGAGGAAGAUGGAUCACCUGAGGUCAGUAAUUCAAGACCAGCCUAACCAACAUGGAGAAACCCCGUCUCUGCUAAAAAUACAAAAUUGGCCAGCAUUUGGCAUGACCCACAGAGCCAGGCUUUGGUAGACAGAGUUCACCAACAGUUAAAUUCAUGAUAAACACGAAAACACCUCCUGUUCUGACUUUUUAUUAUGUGAUGAGAAGACUGGUUUCAGAAAAGUUGAGUGCUGAAGCCCACAAAGGUGUAUGUGUUAGAAAUCAACAGCUCUUCUAGCUUCUGCAUUGUUUAAAUAUAAUAGUGCCAUUGGACUGAGAUGUUCCUGAUGCCAACCUCUUCAGAGUUAAACAGUGGGCAGAACUUCCUAACCCAGUGGAUGACCAGUCCUUCUCGGGCUGGGGUCAUAUUAAAUCGUGGAUUUCCUAUUUUGGAAGCAGACGAAGAGAAGCGAGCAGCUGUGGACAUUUCUACCAGCUUUCCUGUUCAAGGCACACAUUUUUCUGAUAGCUUCACCUUUAUAAGUGAAGAAGAUUCACUUCAUGAAGAACAGAAGUCAGAGUCAAACAGCCCUUACAAACCACAGUCAGAUAAAUCUGAAACCCACACAGGUUUUCCUUGCAUUAAAAAGGGACUACAGAUAGUGGCAUGUCACAAUGCUUCUGGGCUCCAGGAAGAAAACAAAAAUGACUUCAUCCCAGAUAUUGCAAAUCAAGUCAAAGAAGUGGCUUAUAAAGACCCACUUUUUAAAAAACUUGAACAGCUGAAGGAAGUACAACAGAAGAAGCAGGAACAAUUAAAGAGGCAACAGUUGGAGCAACUACAAAGACUCAUGGAGGAACAAGAGAAGCUACUCACCAUGGUGUCUGGGCAGUGCACACUUCCAGGUUUGAGUUUACUGCCUGAUGAUCAGAGCCAAAAGCACAGAUAUCCAGGAAAUGCCACCACUGGGGAGAGAACCACACGCUGCUUCCCAUCAUACAUCUAUCCAGACCCAGCCCAGGAAGAAACAUACGCCUCCAACAUUUUAUCCCAUGAGCAAGGCAAAUUCUGUAGAACUGCUCAUGAAGAUUUUGUUUUAACUUCAAAAAAUGCUUCUCCUAAUUUAUUUUCUGAGGCACAGUAUCAAGAAGUACCUGUGGAAAAAAACAGUUUAAAAGAAGAAAACCGUAACUAUCCUGCAGGAGAAAGUAUUUUAUGUUGGGAGAAAAUGACGGAACAGAUUCAGGAAGCGAAUGAUAAGAACUUUAAAAAAUGUGACAAUUCCUCAGAAGUGGCUAAUGUUGAAGAAAGGCCCAUUAAAGCUGCUAUUAGAGAAAGGAAACAGACCUUUGAAGACUACUUAGAAGAACAAAUUCGGUUGGAAGAGCAAGAACUGAAGCAAAAACAGCUGAGGGAAGCAGAAGGCCCAUUGCCAAUCAAAGCAAAACCGAAACAACCAUUUUUAAAACGAGGAGAAGGUUUAGCCAGAUUUACUAAUGCUAAAUCUAAGUUUCAGAAAGGGAAAGAAAGUAAACUAGUGACUGACCAGAGCGCUUCUGAGGACCAGCUUCUAUUUAAAAUGGAUAGACAGCAACUCCAGCGGAAAACCACUCUCAUAAAUAAAGAACCGUGUGCAGAGAACCCUACCCUUAAAAAGGACAACAAAGCUAGAACCAGGAGGGGAUCUGUCACUAUCAGUCAGAAGCCAAAAAUGCUGAAGUGUAAUAACAGGAAAAGUCUGUCUCCAUCAGGGUUGAAAAUACAGACGGGGAAGAAAUGUGAUGACGGGCAGUUUAGAGACCAGAUCAAAUUUGAAAAAAAAGUUACAUCUAAUAAUAAAGAAAAUGUACCUGAGUGUCCAAAACCUUGUGAUACUGGCUGUACAGGGUGGAAUAAGACACCAGAUAAAGACAGACAUCCUCUUUCAACAGGGCCGGCCCGCUGCCUGGCUUCUAAGAGCCUUGUCAGGGAGACCGUGAAAGACUCGGAACCUUCUCUUGACGUUUCUCUUCAGAAAACAUUAGAGACUUGGGAACGAGAAAAGGAAAAGGAAAAUUUAGAAUUAGAUGAAUUUUUGUUUUUAGAACAAGCCGCUGAUGAAAUAUCAUUUUCUAGUAAUUCCUCAUUUGUACUGAAAAUCUUAGAAAGGGAUCAAGAGAUCCACAAAGGUCACCGGAUGUCUUCCACCCCUGUCAAAGCUGUGCCACAGAAGACAAAUCCGGCAGAUCCAGUUGGUCAGUGUAACUGCAGUGAGGAUUUGGACCACGCUGCACGUGAGAAGGAGCGUGAGUGUGAAGUCACACCCAAACAAAACCGUUCAUUGUCCUCAGCUGAUGAAUCGAGGGAACAGCCUUGUAAAAUCAUUAGGAAAGCCUUCCAAAAGAGCACUUCUGAAAAUCAAACUGAAUGGAUUGCAGGUGACAAUGAAGGUGUUAUGAACAGUGACAGUAGCACUGCCUCUGAGGAGCAGCUUGAUGUUACCAUAAAACCAUCGACUGAGGAUAGAGAAAGGGGCUUCAGCAGCAAAGAGGAUAGCCCACAAGUCUGUGAUGGUAAGGGGCCUUUUAGGGACACCGGGACUCAAGAAGAUAAAAGGAGAGAUGUUGAUCUGGAUUUGUCUGAUAAAGAUUACAGUAGCGAUGAGUCUAUCAUAGAAAGCAGCAAACAUCAAGUGUCUGAGCCCUCAAGAUCCUCAUCCCUAAGUAUGAGUAAAAUGGACUUUGAUGAUGAAAGAACUUGGACUGACCUUGAGGAGAAUUUGUGUAAUCAGGAUGUUAUUCUUGGGAAUGAAUCUAGUUACGGGACUCCGCAGACGUGCUACCUUAAUAAUGAAGUAGGCAUCCUGGACAAAACAGUAAGAAGGAAGAUUGCACCAGUCAAGAAGGGAGAAGACUUGAGCAAAUCUAGGAGGAGCAGAAGUCCUCCUCCUACAUCGGAGCUGAUGAUGAAAUUCUUUCCUUCCUUGAAACCAAAACCAAAGUCAGAUUCACACUUGGGAAGUGAACCCAGGUUAAACAUAAGUCAAGACCAACCACCUGGUGACAGUGCUCGAUCCCAGGUUUUGAGAGACAAAAUUACUGAAUUGGAGACAGAAAUAGAAAAGUUUAAAGCUGAGAACGCAUCUUUAGCUAAACUUCGCAUUGAACGAGAAAGUGCCUUGGAAAAACUCAGGAAAGAAAUUGCAGACUUUGAACAACAGAAAGCAAAAGAAUUAGCUCGAAUAGAAGAGUUUAAAAAGGAGGAAAUGAAGAAGCUACAAAAGGAACGUAAAGUUUUUGAAAAGUAUACUACAGCUGCAAGAGCUUUUCCAGAUAAAAAGGAACGGGAAGAAAUACAGGCUUUAAAACAGCAAAUAGCAGAUUUACGGGAAGAUUUGAAACGAAAGGAAACCAAAUGGUCGAGUACACACGGCCGUCUCCGAAGCCAGAUAGAAAUGUUAGUCAGAGAGAACACAGACCUCCGGGAAGAAAUAAAAGUGAUGGAAAGAUUCCGACUGGAUGCCUGGAAGAGAGCAGAAGCCAUAGAGAGCAGCCUGGAGGGGGAGAAGAAGGACAAGCUCACGAACACAUCUGUUCGAUAUCAAAAGAGUCAGAUUUCUUCAGGAACCCAGGUAGAAAAAUACAAGAAAAAUUAUUUGCCAAUGCAAGGCAACCCAUCUCGAACAUCCAAGUCUGCACCUCCUCGUGAUUUAGGCAAUUCGGAUAAGGGACAAGCUGCCUCUCCCAGGGAGCCACUUGAACCACUGAACAUCCCAGAUCCUGAAUAUAAAGAGGAGGAAGACGAUGACAUACAGGGAGAAAUCAAUCAUCCUGAUGGCAAGGUGGAAAAGGUUUAUAAGAAUGGGUGCCAUGUUAUACUGUUUCCCAAUGGAACUCGGAAGGAAGUGAGUGCAGAUGGGAAGACCAUCACUGUCACGUUCUUUAAUGGUGAUGUGAAGCAGGUCAUGCCAGACCAGAGAGUGAUCUACUACUAUGCAGCUGCCCAGACUACUCAUACCACGUACCCGAAGGGACUGGAAGUCUUACAUUUCUCAAGCGGACAAAUAGAAAAACAUUUCCCAGAUGGAAGAAAAGAAAUCACGUUUCCUGACCAGACUGUUAAAAACUUAUUUCCUGAUGGACAAGAAGAAAGCAUUUUCCCAGAUGGUACAAUUGUCAGAGUACAAAGUGAUGGUAACAAACUCAUAGAGUUUAAUAAUGGCCAAAGAGAAGUACAUACUGCCCAGUUCAAGAGACGGGAAUACCCAGAUGGCACUGUUAAAACCGUAUAUGCAAAUGGUCAUCAAGAAACGAAGUACAGAUCUGGUCGUAUAAGAGUUAAGGACAAAGAUGGUAAUGUGCUAAUGGACACAGAACUGUGAUAAUCCUUAUGUGAUCAUGAAGUAACACUAACUGAUUUUUCUUGUUAAAAAAUGUACAUUUAUUGUGGAUUCUGUUAAUUUAUUGUGUGUGUGUGGAAAAGAUUGUUUGGUAAAAUAAGAGUUUACCCGGGGCAUGUUCAUUUUUAUACUCCUUGAAAUGCAAUGAGAGCUCUCAUUUAUCGUCCACUAUCCGGUCUUUCAACAGACUAAAGAAAGAGUUUUUACUCUUUAUAAACUGUACAAUAGUAAGUGGGUGUGUUCAUUGGUUGGAAAUGACUAUAAAAACCAAGAAGUACAGGAAGUAUAUCACAUAGAUGUCCCAUAGGUACAUCAGCUAGACAGCACUGGAUUUGUACAGAAAGUGUACUCAAGAAGUAAAUACACAUCCCUUUAGCAAAAUAUUACUGUGUUCAGUUAGUACCAAAAUUAUAGCAUUUGAUCUCCUAUAGAGGCUCAUUAAUUGUAACAGAAUGGGAAGUUACAACCAGUGAAUGAAUAUAAAUAGGUCACACACAACAGGUAGUAGAUAAUCAUAGUGAGGAGAAAGCAGUUAUAACAAGGCUGACUUUGUAAUGUCUCAAAAUGGGACACCUGAGAGUAGAGGGGGCAUGAACAAUGACUAGCCAGUGUUAACCCAUGGACCACAGCUACCUUAACGUUAUCACAAUGAGAUUAGGCUCAUGGAAGCAAGAUGUCACUGAAGGACAGGCAGGCAAGUCACCUACUUGUAAAUUUAUAUAAUUACAGAUUGGCCUAGACAGAUCUUACCUGUCACAUAUACUAUGAAUCAGUUUUCCUUUUAAUGAAAUCUAUCAAUUCCUGGUGACUUAAAAACUGAAUAUGAAAAAUCAAACUUUUCAAAGAAAGUAAGUACACACCCACCCAGGAAAGGUAAGGAUUUUUAAAAGACAAAAAGCACAAACCUUUAAAGGUUGAUAGGACAAGUGCAGUGGCUCAUGCCUGUACUCCCAGCACUUUGUGAGGCUGAGGUUGAUGGAUCACAAGGUCAGGAGUUUAAGACCAGCCUGGCCAACACGGUGAAACCUCCUCUACCAAAAAUACAAAUAUUAGCCGAGUGUAGUGGUGGGUGCCUGUAAUCCCAGUUACUUGCAACGCAGGUGAAUUGCCUGAACCUGGGAGGCAGAGGUUGCAGUAAGCCAAGACGAUGCCACUGCCACUGCACACCAGCCUGGGUGACAGAGUGGGACUCUGUCUCAAAAAACAAAAAAGAAAAUCUUGAUAGAUGAGCGAACAUUUCGUCAAAUGAUAUUAAAAAAUGGGAAAGACAAGCCCCAGAUUAGAACAUACACAACUGAUCAAGGAUGACUAGAAUACAAAGGAUAUGAACAAGCAAUAAGUGACAAUGCUCACUAGCUAAUAAACCAGUGAAUGCAGAUUCAAUAAGAUACACACUGGGAUGAGAUACCUUUUCUUACUAACAUCAUAGUCUGGCAAAUAAAAGUCUGGUGACGCCAAGUGCUGGCCAGGAACUCAGAUAAUCGAUGGUGGGAUAAAUUGGUAGAAUUACUGUUUAGAAAGCAAAAAAAAAAAGUAGUUGUAAUUAUAAAAGUAAAAAAAGUAACCCCAUGACCCAGCAAAUUCCAUCACUAUAUAUAUGUACUAGAAAUCCUCUCAUGUAUACAAGGAUCCUAUAGAGGAAUAUUUAUGAUUUAGAAAAAACUGGUAAUGGAGUAUCAACGUAAAUUAUGUACACAGAUGGAUAUAGCAGUGAAAGUGUAUAGAGUUAUACAUACCAAUAUGGAUAAAAAGCAAAUAAAUAAUAAAAGAUAAUUGUGUGACAGCACAUACAUCAAAAAAUAUACAGUGCAAUUAACAGAGCAAAAAUUGGGUGCUUUUCUGAUCAGUCUAGCAUCACUACUAGUCCCACGCCUCCCACUAUGAAGAGAAUGAAAACUUAGGCACUUAUCCAUCUUUAUCUGCAAGCCCCAUUUCUACUAAUGGCAUAUAAACAGCCAUGUGGAACUGUGAGUCAAUUAAACCUCUUUCUAAAUUGCCAUAUCAUUUAUGGAUGCAUUCAUACGUAAUAAAAUUAUAAAGACCUUUAUAUGAACGAUAAAUGUCAAAUCACAACAGUAGUGUUUACCUCUUGAUAUGGUUUGGCUGUGUCCCCACCCCAAAUCUCUAGUUGUAAUCCCCAUGUGUUGGGAGAGGGACCUCGUGGGAGGUGGUUUCCCCAGGCUGUUUUCAUGAUAGUGAGUUCUCACAAGAUCUGGUGGUUUUAUAAGGUGUGAUUCCCCCAUUUGCUUUGCAUUUCUCCCUCCUGCCACUUUAUGAAGAAGGGGUUGCUCUCCCCCUUCGCCUUCUGCCAUGUUUGUAAGUUUCCUGAGGCCUUCCCAGCCAUGUGGAACUGUGAGUCAAUUAAACCUCUUUCUAAAUUGCCCAGUCUCUGGCACUUCUUUAUAGCAGUGUGAGAACAGACUAAUACACUUCUACAGAAGGCGGGGGAAUGCCUGGGAGAAGCCUUUUUGUACUGAUGAUGUCUUUUUAAGCUGAAUCAUUAAGUAUAAAAUGAACUAAUUUUUUUCCAUAUGUCUUUGCUAUUUCAUUUUGAAAUUAUGGCAAAAUAAAGCAAAUGUUGGGAAGCAAA